Molecule: messenger RNA, 954 nt
Organism: Seminavis robusta
Lineage: Eukaryota; Bacillariophyta; Bacillariophyceae; Naviculales; Naviculaceae
Source: the annotation of a GenBank genome assembly
AUGAAAGCCAACACCAGCAGUAACGAGUCGCCCACAGAGACGGCGCCCCCUGGUUCAGCAAGGAGAAGCGAACGAAACAGCGGUAGAGCUGUUUCAUUUUGUGAGGAGGAGGCAGACGAUGGUGAAGCCGUGCUUCCUACGACAUGUACUUCCGUGGAACACCACCAAAAGCAACGGCUUGCUCUGCAACACCGAAGCAGCAGUUUAGUCACCGAGAACUCGUAUCGAAGUCCAGGUCCUUGCACUUGCUUGACAUGGAGUCGACAUCGCAUUCAAGUGGCGGCGCUGGGCUGUUGCAGUGCCUUGAUGGUUGUCACCAUUCGCCUCAUUCUGGAUUUUUCCUCUGGAUCCACAUAUAUUAUUCAUUCCAUCAUCAUCUUGCUGGAUAUGGCACUCAUUCAUCUUUUCACUAACUCACCCUGGCUCAGUUUCGGUGGAGAAUGUGUCACAGUAAUGUGCUUUCUAGGAUACCAUUUCACUCAUGAGACUAUCUUUGAAUUGGUAGAAACCACCUUCAUUGCAGUCCUCUGCAGUUUGCACAUGAUACUGUCCAGAGACAAACACAUGAACCAUGAGGAACAACUUGAAGAAUCACUCAGAGAAUGGCACAAGCUUAGUAUGAGAUCCAAUUUUGGUAGUGCAAGCAGCAGUGUCACAGAGAGCCAGGGAUCUGAUGGACGGGGAUGGAGACCACUUCUAUUGGAAGUGGAUGAAGAACAAGGAAACACCGCCACUGCACAAAAUUCACCAAAGGAAGCAGCAUCAGAAAACCCCGACAUUGGUGGGCUGCCGCAAGACCAAACCCAAAAAGUUGUAUUAGUCAAAGAAGAUGAAAGCAUCCAAAAUCAUCAAGGCAAUUGCAAGGGUGUCAUGUACACAAGCUUUCUAGGCUUGAUCUUGGACGAGCUCAUCAAUUACGGCAUCAACAGGGCAGACGACGACCCAUGCACUUGA